Molecule: messenger RNA, 2389 nt
Organism: Cryptomeria japonica (Japanese cedar)
Lineage: Eukaryota; Viridiplantae; Streptophyta; Pinopsida; Cupressales; Cupressaceae
Product: proline-rich receptor-like protein kinase PERK15
Exons: 7
Coding region: 320-1603 (427 amino acids)
Biological process (GO): protein phosphorylation
Molecular function (GO): ATP binding; protein kinase activity
Source: RefSeq, a predicted model, not a curated record
UAAAUUUAAAAUUUGCUGGCUUCACGAUAUACAGUUAUUUCCUCGAGGUUUGCACAUACCUGUCUUUUUCAUAUUCGUGAAUUAUGCAGAAGCAUUGCCUGUAAUAACGCCAUACAGGACCCAUAUUUUAAUUUUCCCGUGAAAUCGGAACAGAAAUUAAGGAAGCAAUUUGUUUAGGCGGGCAAUCUACAGUGGGAGUAGGAUAGAGGAGGUUGUAAUGCUUUAGAGCGAGAUAAUCCAUCAUCAAAUCAGAAAGUAGGAUACCCUAAAACAGAAUGUUGAUCAUACUGCUGAUGGGAUUGAUUGUAGUCAACCAGAAAUGAGUACGUAUUGUGUGAAGGCUAUGAAAAUUAUGUUUAAGAAGAGCCGGUGGAGGAGGAGAUCAUGGAGAUUGACAUUAAUGGGUUUUCUAAGGGGAAGAAAACGAGCUGUCAAGAAGUUUGAGGGAUGCAAGCCAGGAGAUAUAGAAAAGGCUGAGGACAUGUGCUCUGUGAAUUCUUCUCUUAGAUUUAGUUUGGGCGGCUCAGAGCUGGAUUGGGAGUUGUUCAGUGGAGAAACUUGUGUCUUGCCCGCUCUGGAAGGGUUGAUCAUAUUUAAGUAUUGUGAACUGAAUGCUGCCACAUGCAAUUUCUCUCAAGACAGGGUACUGGGGAGGGGAGCUCACAGUUGCGUGUAUAGAGGCAGGCUGGGGUUUGGAAAAUUGAUUGCUGUAAAGAGUUUGGAUAUGAAUAACAAGGAGGCUUGCAAGAUAUUCUGCAGAGAACUGCACAUUUCCAGCAACUUGAAAAAUCGGCAUGUGGUUCCUCUUCUUGGAUUCUGCAUUGAUUCUCGGGGGCUUUUCUUGGUCUACAAAUUCAUCUCCGGAGGAGAUUUACAGUACCAUCUUUAUGAUAAGAAAGAGAACUCUCUGUCCUGGUCUGCAAGGCUUCGAGUCGCGAUAGGAAUUGCAAAGGCUGUUCAUUAUAUGCAUCACGGUAGCAAGACAUGUGUGGUGCACAGGGAUAUCAAACCCUCCAAUGUUCUUCUAUCCUCUAGGAAAACUGCCAAGUUGUGUGAUUUUGGGUUGGCAACCCAAACACUGGGACCUUUAGUGCCCUUCUUCUGCAAGACAGUGUCGGGAACUUUUGGGUAUCUAGCUCCAGAAUAUUUUGAGUAUGGGAAGGUCUCCGAGAAAACUGACAUCUAUGCUUUUGGGGUGGUUUUGCUGGAGUUGCUUACAGGGCAGAAGAUAACCUCCUCCGCAAGGUCUUUUCUUAAUGUGGAGAUGCCAAAAGAAAAGUUAAUAGAUCCUCAGCUGAAAUCAUGUGAUAAGGCUAAGAAGAAGAAGAAGCACAAAGAGGUGGAAAGAUUGAUGCGAGCUGCAGCAGUUUGCCUUCACCCGAUGGAGUCACGGAGACUGUGCAUGAGUCAAAUUCUGAGGAUUCUUAAAGGUCAGGAAGACUCCAAACUCCUGCAACAUGCCCAACUUGCAAUGCUCAACUUCGAUGCAGAAUAUAUUCGUAGGAAAGAGAAGGAGACACUCAUGGACCAUCUCAGGCUGGCUGUGGUUGGAAUGAAUCUAGAUGGAGACAGCAAAAUGCCUGAUAAUGGAGAUGACAAAUAGAGACAGCAAAAUGCCUGAUAAUGAAGAUGACAAAAUACCGAAGUAUAAAUUUGUCCCUUAACAGUACCUCUUGGUAUAGGUGGAUCUAAAUAUUGUUGCAGAUGGAUUGGAAAGUCCUAGUUUACUUGGACUUGGCCGUCAGGGAGAAACCUAUGAGAAAAACUUAAAUGUAUACACUGUAAAGUGGAAAGGUCCCUGUGUUCUCAAAAGGGGAUCGAAUGCACUAAAUCGUGAAGUAGAAAAUCAUCGCGAGAUUUUUGAAGUCAGAUCGAAUAUGUAAUUUUCAAAAUAUUUCCAAAAUUUGUUUCAGAGGGGAUCAAAUAGAAGGGAAGCAAGUACAUGUCACACAUGCAUCAAAUUAUAGUUUUCCAAAUUCUUUUUAUUAGCAAUACAAAUGCUGCACUGUAGACAAAAUGUUUGCAGUUGAGAUUGAGAGUUGUUUAUAACAAAAGAUGAUUUCCUAGCAGCAGGCCAUAAGUAGAUUUUUGGUAGCCAGUAUUUUAUACUCAUGGAACUGGAUGGGUAUAUUAGCUGAGUAACUGAGGCCACCAGUGAAUAAGAGUGAGCAAUGCAAAUUGUUCUGUAAAAGCUUUAAACAAGAAAUUCCUCAUAAAGGAAGAGAACUGAUUGUUCAUGCUUUUGACAAAUUUAUAGAGCUUAUUGUGCAAGCCUGAUGCCCGAAGGUUUAAAAGAGUGAUCAAGUGAUAGGAUGCAAUUGAAAGAUGUACACAAGAAAUUGCCUCUAUCUAUCUGUUGCAAAUACAUUGCUUAACACUCAAUAAUUAU